This is a messenger RNA of Colletotrichum godetiae, 318 nucleotides long. RefSeq lists its product as uncharacterized. The coding region runs from base 1 to 318 and encodes 105 amino acids. The transcript has a single exon. NCBI's taxonomy places the organism in Eukaryota, Fungi, Ascomycota, Sordariomycetes, Glomerellales, Glomerellaceae. The record is from RefSeq and is a predicted model, not a curated record.
AUGACUGCCGACCGUCUCAAUAUGAAGAGGCGGGCUACGUGUAACGAUGAUAAUGAAUCAAUAUUCUACUACCUUGCUUGGCUUGCCGUUGUAGUUCAGCAAUGGGAGGGUUUCUGUGCUUUGACCAGCCAAAUGUUGCUCAGGUGGACGCCCCCUGAAAGCCAGGAAUGUGAAGAAAUGACCAUUCUUUUCAGGUCAUUGGCAAGGCACAGCUUCCCUCUGCUGACAUUGGGUCGAACAAACCCUCUCAGCAAGCCAGACCAGGCAGGUGUUAUUGACUUGAUGAUCGCUCUGGUCGAAUUUGACCAAUGGCGUUGA